AUGACGGCGGGCCCGGUGGGCGCGGGCGGCGGCGGGGCCCGCGAGGGGGCCCGGGUGGCCGCGCUGUGCCUGCUGUGGUACGCCCUGAGCGCCGGCGGGAACGUGGUCAACAAGAUCAUCCUGAGCGGGUUCCCGUUCCCGGUGACGGUGUCCCUGUGCCACAUCCUGGCGCUGUGCGCCGGGCUGCCGCCGCUGCUGCGGGCCUGGCGCAUCCCGCCCGCCCGGGGCUCCGGGCCCGACCCGCUCCCGCCGGGCUUCUACCCGCGCUACGUGCUGCCCCUGGCCUUCGGCAAGUACUUCGCCUCCGUGUCGGCCCACUUCAGCAUCUGGAAGGUGCCGGUGUCCUACGCGCACACGGUGAAGGCGACGAUGCCCAUCUGGGUGGUGCUCCUGUCCCGGAUCAUUAUGAAGGAGAAGCAGAGCACGAAGGUUUAUUUAUCCUUAAUUCCUAUCAUCAGUGGUGUCCUGCUGGCUACAGUCACUGAGUUGUCUUUUGAUAUGUGGGGUCUCAUCAGUGCUCUGGCAGCAACACUCUGUUUCUCACUUCAAAACAUAUUCUCCAAAAAGGUAUUGAGAGAUUCCCGGAUCCAUCACCUUCGGUUGCUGAACAUCCUGGGUUGCCAUGCUAUCUUCUUUAUGAUCCCAACAUGGGUUUUGGUGGACCUUUCUUCUUUCCUAGUAGAGAAUGACCUGAAUUCAAUAUCCCAGUGGCCGUGGACAUUAAUGCUGCUGGCAAUCAGUGGAUUCUGUAACUUUGCCCAGAAUGUCAUUGCCUUCAGUAUUCUGAAUUUGAUCAGCCCUCUGAGUUACUCUGUGGCAAAUGCCACCAAAAGGAUCAUGGUCAUCACGGUUUCCCUCAUUAUGCUACGCAACCCAGUCACCAGCACCAACGUUCUGGGCAUGAUGACGGCCAUCCUGGGGGUCUUCUUGUACAAUAAGACAAAAUAUGAUGCAAACCAAGAAGCAAAGAAGCAGCUUCUCCCCGUUACAGCUGGGGACCUCGUGAACCUGGAACAUCAUCGGAACAUACCUGAAAAAUCUCAAAAUGGAAUUCUUUUCCCCCAACAUGGAGACUAUCAGUAUGGCCGAACCAGUGUCUUAACAGAUCACUUCCAGUACAAUAGGCAGAACUAUCCAAACACGUACAGCUUAAAUCGAUAUGACGUCUAAGAUCAUAGAGAACAGAGAGAGACUGUUUUGAGGUUCCUUCCCCCCCCGCUCCCGCCCCCCAGCCUCAGCAGUAUCAGAAAUUUCUGGCUCGCCAGUGAAUGUAAAAAAAACAAAAAGCCGUGAUUGCGCAUCUUCUGGAGUUGGGAAGAUGCAUGAUCAUCAGAGGUACAGGUGUUCUCUUCCACCAAACAUAUUCUUAUGCAUGGAGCAAAUAAUGUAAUCUGUCUGGAACAGGGAUUGUACCAGUGUCGCAAGAGGCGUAGAAUCGGGUAAAAGGUAAACUUAAAAAAAACUUCGGCAUGGAUAUCCACGUUGCGGUAUUUCCUCUGAGAGCCUGUUUUCUGAGGAUCGUGUGGCUAGGAAGACGGUGGCCAGUGUUACCUCUCUGACCUUGACUGGCCUGACUGUACAGAUUUUUAAGUUCUCCCCUUUGUGUUGCUAUCUAAAAUCCCCGAGAAAAACUGAAAUGAACUUCCCCAGUUAGCGUUAAGUUCUUCCUCUUACUAUGCACCAGCCCUGUGCUCAGCAUUUAGCAGUAGAAAUUUGAAUUUCACUUCACAGCAUCUGGAGGAAUUGAUGACAGUCUAUUACCUAUGGCAUAUACACAAAAAAAUCUUCUGAUCUUUAUAGUCUUAAUUAACGGUAGUCCUUUUACAAGUCAGAAUAUUCCCCGGUAACGGAAAGAAGCCAUUAGAAAAUGGUUAUCCAGUUCACUUUCACUGGGAUUUGCUUCCUCUCUGUCGUGAAAUUCGAUCACACUUGGUUCCCUUGUGAUCCACGUCCCCGACGAGCCCCACGUUAAGGGAAACAUGCGUCGGAGUAUGCGCAAAUGACCUCACAUGGGGUUCUCUCCAGACAGAUGCGUACUGUUGAAAGAACGUUCCCCAAGUCGCCAACAGUGUUUUAGUCAAAAUGCAUAGAGAAAAUAUACAGUAUGGAAGAACUAAGGGUAUUGACGGGUUCACUAGGGAGGAAAUCAGGCGGGCAGAGGACGCCGAGUGACUCAUGAGAAGGAUUUUGCACUUUUCUAUAAUGAUAAUUAUGGUAUUUAUUAAAAGCUUAGUCUCUGCUAAGCACCAAAGUGGAUACCGGGUAAUCGGAUUAGAGGCAGCCCCUGUCCCAGUUAGGAAGAGCAGGUGUCUUAGUACCAUUUUAUUGAUGAGGAAACUGAGGCACAGAGAGGUUAAGAGACUUGCCCAAAGUCACACAGCAGGCCAGUGGCAGACCUGGGAUCAGAACCCAGGUCUCCUGACACCCAGGCUCCGGCUAUACUGCCCACCUACCCUCUACCACUCCUGAUGGUGUCCGAACCCCUUUGAAUCGAGAUGUUUUUAAACAGUUGAUUUUAUUCUACUUUUGUCUGCCUCACUGACGUUUCUAUGUAAAGUUACAGUUUGUUAUGCAUCACGUCUUUUAAUUUCAGACCGAUUUACUGUAAUCAUCGAACGAAAUAAAUUAACCGAGAAUGUUUCAAAAGCCCUGGGCUUCCUUAGUAUAUAAACCAUGACGAUAUUUGCAUUUGGCCUAAAGGUGAAUUUUCAAGAACUGUACAUUUCUGGGUCUUGUGAUCACAUCUAGGCAUCCAAAUAUAAGAUUUCUGGGCCGUUUGAUUUCUAAAUAAUUAGAGCAAAAGCGAGUCUAACUUCUCACAGCAGCAUUAUCGGAUUUGUUAGAUGAUAGUUAUAGGGGAAGAGGAGCAUGAUUUCUGGAAGAAGCUUUUUUUUUUUCCUUGGAUGUGGUCAUGAGGUUGGAACUACCCCCCCCCCCCUUUUCUCUUUUUUGGUAAUAAUGGAUCAUUUCCCUUUCCCAUCCAUCCUAUGAUGUGUAAAGAAAUGAGGCUAGGUUUUUUUUCCUUUAAAUUCUAAGUGCCAGGCUAUCCCAAUUAAAAUUAUUUUUACUCACUGGCUGAUUGAAAUUGGCUGUUAAGUCCUAAAGAGCUUGUUUUCCCCUAUUCUAGAAUAUUUGUUUGGCAUAGGUGUCUGAUCGGGAUGUACGAUGAGGCCUCACUGAUAAUGGAAUGAGAUAUUCAGUUUUUUUGUAUGGGUCCUGUAAUAUUUCUUGUAAAUCUGUGUUCCCACUUUUCUGUGGUGGUAUUUUUUUAAAGCGAAGGGGAAGUAGGAAAGCAAAACGAAAACCAUUCUAGAUCGUCGGCGAGGUUAGAUUCUGAAGUUGGUAUUUUUUAGUGUGCCAGAGAGAGGACAUUACUAAGUGAAUUCUUUGUUUCACUAGCACAGUGAAAGUUCCUGGCUCUAUUUUAGUUUCCAAGGACAUUACUCAAAUUCUAAAAUGAUUGUAUCUGCAUUCAACAAAAAUGAAGUUUCUGAUCUUGCAGUUUAUCUUUUAAUUUAAAUGUUUCCUUUUGCAAUGAGAGAUCCUACUCUAAAAUGAAGCAACCGCCCGGGUUUACAAUGGUUUGUAAAUGAAUAAAUGGCAUAUUUAACUGUACAUAUGUUUAUGGCAAGUGCAUACACUGGAGUGAAAUUAGACAAUCAUGUAUGACGACAACCCUCCCGCUAGAUCAAAGGAAAGGAAAUCAUUUUCAAAGAAUAUGAGGUAGCUCAAAGUACGUGUACAUAGAACUUUAGCCAUUCAGUGAGACUCGGUUUGGUUUUUACCUACCCUAUCGUAUAUGGUAGUUUGUCUUUAUCGCCAGACAUUUACGUGAGGAAAAUGAAACUAACCCUUCGAGGAGGAAUGUUUGAUUUAGGAAGUAGCACUUAACAGCUUUUCUAAACCCACGAAAUUUUGCUAUGCAUCUAACAUAAAACCGUGAAAGAGGGAUGUUUCUCAAAAUGGCCCGUAACUGGACUUAGGACACAUCGUAGUGUAAUGGUCUUAAAUAGAAGCAUUAUUUAAAUACUUGAAAAUUUGCGGACCUGUUUUAAAUGAUGUUGCACUUGUUUCCAAGUCUGAGAUGCUUAUGAAUUGUUCUGUGAAAGUUCAUUCUUCAUGUUAUGUAUAUUUACUGAUGGCGUUUACCAAAAAAAAAUAAAUAAAUGACCAUCCAUGGGGAAA
Tachyglossus aculeatus (Australian echidna) is the source of this 4185-nucleotide messenger RNA. It is a transcript of the gene SLC35E1, whose product is annotated as solute carrier family 35 member E1. Gene Ontology annotation, cellular component: Golgi apparatus. The transcript is spliced from 6 exons. Lineage: Eukaryota; Metazoa; Chordata; Mammalia; Monotremata; Tachyglossidae. Bases 1 to 1170 code for a protein of 389 amino acids. Gene Ontology annotation, molecular function: antiporter activity. The record is from RefSeq and is a predicted model, not a curated record.